AUGGCCGUGGGCUGCCAGCUGGCACUGAUGCUGAUGGCCACUAUGCUGACCAUGACAGAAGCAAUUCCCACUCCCACACCCAGUGGGGCCCUCCUGGAUGCAAGGGACUGCCACAUUGGCCAGUUCAAGUCUCUGUCCCCACAGCAGCUGCAGGCCUUCAAGAGGGCCAAAGAUGCCUUUGUGUCUCCCUCUGUCCAUUUUGCUGUGUGGGAGUGCCCUGUGGCCUUGGAAGCUGAGCUAGCCUUGACAGUAAAGGUCCUGGGGACCGUGGCUGACUCAGCCCUGGGGGCCGUCCCAGACCAGGCCCUUCACACGCAGCACCACAUCCACUCCAAGCUCAGGGCCUGUGACCCGGCUCAACCCACAGCAGGUCCCAGACCCAGGGGCUGCCUCCACCGCUGGCUGCACAGGCUCCAGGAGGCCACAAAGAUGAAGUCCCGAGGCUGCCUCGAGGACUCUGUCAUGUACAACCUUUUCCGCCUCCUCACACAGAACCUGAAAUAUAUCGCCAGCAGGAACCAGUGUGUCUGA
Molecule: messenger RNA, 531 nt
Organism: Loxodonta africana (African savanna elephant)
Lineage: Eukaryota; Metazoa; Chordata; Mammalia; Proboscidea; Elephantidae
Product: interferon lambda-3-like
Exons: 4
Coding region: 1-531 (176 amino acids)
Biological process (GO): innate immune response; positive regulation of immune response; cell surface receptor signaling pathway via JAK-STAT
Molecular function (GO): cytokine activity
Source: RefSeq, a predicted model, not a curated record